AUGCAUAUUCAAGGAGAUAUGAUGACUUGGGAUAAUCAUCGGUCUGGAAAAAACCAUGUGAAAUCUGCCAUGGAUAAAGGCAUUGUGAAUGGAGCGUGGCUUCAGCUGUUUCCAAAAUCUGUUCUCUGUUCCGUCCAGACGAGUACUUCUGACCAUAGACCUUUGUGCUUGGACACGGGGGGAAUUGGUCCUAAAUUCACCAGAUGCUUCAAAUUUAAGGAAAGUUGGACGCGGGAUUGCAGAAGCAACCUCGUUGUUGCCAGUGCAUGGGAUUCGGUGGCCCAUCCGUGGGCCCCUGCUCGCGUUUUUAAGAAGAUCGGUGCUACUCGGGUUGCGCUUCUUCAAUGGAAGAGAACCGAAUUUGGUAAAAUUGACAGUAUCAUUCAGGAGCUGGAACUAAAACUGGACCAAAUGCAACAACUGCCUGCUGGCUCCAGAGAUUGGAAUUCGGAGAUUGAAAUCAGACGAAGCUUGAAUGAAGCCCGAGCCAAAAAAACGAUUUAUUGGAAGUAA
Molecule: messenger RNA, 513 nt
Organism: Cannabis sativa
Lineage: Eukaryota; Viridiplantae; Streptophyta; Magnoliopsida; Rosales; Cannabaceae
Exons: 1
Coding region: 1-513 (170 amino acids)
Source: RefSeq, a predicted model, not a curated record